UGUCCAUAGGAGUGCAUAUAUCAUAGCUACACUUGUUGUAUCGACCUCUUUAUAUACCAACGCUCAUUCCCCGCAACAUAGACAGACAAUGGAAAAUCCGUUCGCAAGUGAGUCAGUAGUGACAAUGACUCGCGUUGGCACCAACGCAAUUUCCAGCGCGCUCCGUGACUGACCUGAAAAUUAGCUCCAAAAUGUAUGAAAAAUCGCUCAGGAUCAACUUGUGUGCCAUUUUCUUCGCCAUAUUAACAAUUUUUGUGCCGAAAAGCAAUCAGCAAACACAAGAGACGGCGUUGUGCAACAAGAAUUUUAAUUACAAUCCAACAACCCUUCGAUGUGAGGAAGUAUCCCAAGAAGGGCGACCGCCUGGAUUAUUAGAAUCCCUCCCAGAGCCCGACGUUCCUAUGGGUCCAGCAAACCUUCCACCGCUGAUCCCGCCGCUGAUCCCACCGCUGAUUCCACCGCUGAUUCCACCGUUGCCCCCAUUUACAAUGAGGCCUCCGCCAGACAACCCUUCGCCAGCCACUUCUGCACCUGAAAUACCGGCUCCAACACCUCCACCUCAAGAACCUGCGGCAGAGACUACUACGAAAACUAUGACGACAGUUGCAACCCUUGAAGCAACUACAGCAUCAGCUCCUGCACCCACCGAAGCACCAACUACCGUUGCAACAACGGUACCCGCGACUGCUACUCCUGAGACAACCACCACAGCGACAACGGCUGCGGCUGAGACAACUGCUACCGCGACCAAUACUGCCGCGACCACUGCCGCGGCGGCCACAGAGCCGACAAAGGCCGCAGAGGUGACCAAAGCUACAGAGGCUACCAAUGCUCCGGAGGGUGGUGCGGAUGGUGCCGCCGAAGGAGGUGAGGAGGAGGUCGAAGAACUGGUGGAAACAGGCGAGUUGGUGUCCAUUUUCUCUGAGGGGGUCUUCGGACACAAACGCCUUGACCCCAGAAAUACAAUUUGGGGCCCCAAAGCUUCAAGUAGUUAUGCAACCCGCUUAUCAACCAUACCAGUAGUCAGUUUCCGUAGUACCGCAAGCCGUAGCAAAGGCAUAUCCAUCACUAGGGACGUAGAAAAAAUCGACCCCAAGAUGCAAGCAACCCAGUCGAUGUCGCCGACCGGCAGAUACCGCUUUCCUCGUCAAGUUAAAGCAGCUGACGCUUUUGAACCUGAUGAAUCCGCCUUCAGCCCGCCUGCUUUUGUAAAUAUCACCGCAGUUACCGAAACCCCCAGCAGCACGUCAGCUUUUCUGACCCAAUCGACCUCUUCAGAUACGCUGCCGGAGCAGCAGCAGAACGACGUUUUCGACCCUGUCUUUACCACUCCCACCACCACCACUGCAACCUCCUCUAUAGCUCCCGUUCCGGACUUUUUUGCCCCGGUUGAGACAACGACCCCCACAACCACUACCUCAACCACUACUGUCUCUCCGCAAACAAGCCCAACUCUCCCUUCGUCAAGCCGACUGCCUCCACUGUCUAUGACGGAGCCUGUUCCACCAAACGUCGACGAAUACUGCCACGAGUGUGACGACUCCCCUCCGCAUCUCAGCAAUCUCUGCGACUUUAACGAUGGAGCUUUUAUAAACGCUUGUGGCAAGUGUGUCGAAGGUAAGACAGGCCUGCCAGCCACCCUGGGGCUCAACCUGUGUGGUCAUUGCGCUCAGUCAAGUCCAGCCGACUGCGUGGGCCAAUGCUUGGCCACCAACAUCACAGUCAGCAUGGACAACUGCGGCCACUGUCUGCCGGUGGACGGAAACAACCGCGACCAGUGUGUCAGCAUCACGCGGGCGUUGCCCUCACUGAUUGACAGGUGUACCACGAAGCAGCAGAACGUCGUGCUCACUCUCACUGGGGCAGGAUUAAAUAUGCAAAGCCUCGCAGGGGUUGAGUGCUCGCUGAUGCUCGACGGAAAAGAGUUAGCCGCCGACGGGGUGUUGCGAGCUACCCCUCGUGAAUCAUCGCUCGACGUUGAGACUGGCGUUCCGCAGCGCCAGGGCCGACACAAAAUCCACUGCCGCGAGCCUACCAACGAGCUCGUCACGGCCGCGUUCGUCAACGUGGUUGACAGCUCGACGUUGGCUGUCACCAAUGUCCAACCAGCCACGCUCUCUGUUGGCACUGAAGUCCAGCUAAGUGCAACAGUUCCGCGUGCCACCGCAAAUCACCGCCUCCUGUGUGCUCUAUGGUCCAGAAAGGGGCUGAUAACGAUGGUGCCGGCGUUCGCUGCAGAAGGGUCAGUGAAAUGCACACGUAUCCAGAUGACCGACGCUGGCAGGUUCCAAUUGAGGGUCGUCGCCUCUGAGUACGCAGCCAUGACGAAACAAAGCUGUGCUUUGGGUGGCGAAGUGGUGGUCCAGGCCAGUGCUCCAAUACUAAUAUCGUCACUUCUGUCACCGGAUCUGCGAGCGAUUUGGUUCGACUUCGAUCAGAGUGUGGAGGGGCCGACCGAGUGCGACAAGAUAUUUUCGACACCCUCGCUGAAACUUUUGGGGCAAGGUGUCGUGUGCGAGUUCGCUGGAGCGCGUUUGGUGGCCAAGCUGGGCAAAAAGCCGACGAUCCAGUCAGGCGGAAAAGUGCAAAUCGUCGUGGAGAAUGGCAUCAGACGGGCUGGCACCGUCGACGCAGACACCGCCCAGACGCUCACCGGUGUUUUCGCUUCUGUCACCCUCCAUCCGGCUGCGGUGGCCGUGCCUCGGUAUCGAAUUAUCCCUUCGAAUCCCACGUGCGACACACCUGGAGCCAGCAAUUCCGUCGCAGAAAUCCGCAUCGUGCCGGAGGACGGCCGCGAACUGAACGCCAGCAUGAGAGUCUCCUUCAACAAGGGCAACGACAUUCAGCACCAGAGACGCAAUUUGUUUCUUUGGAGGACGAUCCGCGAGAUGGGAGAUCAACUGGUGAGGCAGCAAAAGGAGGGCAGCAGUAACAGACUAGUCAUCAACUCAUCCUUGCUGGUGCCCAACGUGGAGUAUCGAAUUACCGUCUGGGCGGCCGACAUGAUGGGCACGCAAGGCGAGGAGCGUGAAGUUUUGGUCCAGACAGAUCAGCAGUCAGGCAAGCAGCAGCCAACCCAACUAAUUAUCCUCGGUCCGGAGACGACACGGGUUGAUGUCGAGCUGAGGGCAGAGGCUAAACUCGUAACUUGCGAUCCGAGGGCCGCCCCUCCGGCGAAAAUCAAGUUUUUCUGGGGCGUAUUGGCCGCUGGUGGACCGCUUCCCAUUAAAACGUCCCAACAAGGUCGUGUUCUUCGAUUGCCUCCGUUUUCCAUGAAGGGCGGAGUGCCACAUCAGAUCUCGUGCUCAGCGUAUCUUGAAUCCGAUCUUUCACUACCAUUAGCCACGGGCACUUUGGUGGUGUUGACGACGUCAGCGGGUGUGGAGGCACGUGUUUCAACCACCGCUGUGAGCAUCGGCACGAAUCAAGAGCUGAUUCUGGACGGCAGCAAAUCAGCCGAUCUAGACGCGUACCCUGGGCCCCUGCAGUUCGCUUGGGAGUGCGCACGCGAAGGUACAGCCUGCUUGCUUCCAAGGGCGGGACCCACUCUCCUUCGAAAUGUUUACAAGAUGGAGCUGUCCCGGAGCGUCCUGAGGUUGCCACCUGGGGCUUUGGCAGUUGGAGAGCAUACAUUUACUCUGCGAGUUAGUAGACCUGCAAGUGGCAAUACGGCGGCAAUCUCGUCCCGCACAGAAGUGAAAGUUCGCGUGCUGCGGGGGUCUUCGCCAUCGAUUCGCUUGCUCAAAACGAUCCGCCAGCCCGUGGACCCGACCGCAAACACACAGGUACACGCGCUGCUCGAGGGCCUGAGGGGCCGCUGCUGGGCUAAGUGGCGGUCGGCGGCCAAAGCGGCGGGUGAGGUGCCCCUUGAUUUGGACCAAUCGCCAACUAUGUGGGAAGAGAACUCGGAUCGGGAGAGCAACAGGGAAUUUGUGCUCACUUUGGCGGUGGGAAAGCUUACGGCCGGUGCCUAUCAUCGCAUUGUCCUGGAUGCUGCGUGCUCGCAAACGCCAGAUAAACCAGCCUUGAAUAGGGCUUCGCUGGAAUUGGAGUUCAAAGUGGCAACUGUGCCUUCACCACCGACCAUAUCUGUGCAUCCUCUAUUUGGAGAAGCGCUGCAAACACUUUUCACGAUUUCCGUCGAGACCGAGGGUGCGACCACCCUGAGGUCAGGGUCCGAGCAACCUGGCAGGCUGCUCUACGAAUUCGGGUGGCGGGAGGCGGGCAAGACGAAGAUCCAAUCUCUGCAAACCUCCCUCUACGAUCUCUCAGCGCAGACCUUGCUUCAUUGUGAGGGUGGAGCCGGCGAGUGUUCGGUGGUGCCGGUGGUGAAAGUUUGCGACUCUCAGGCAGUAUGCAGCUCGUCUGAGGCGGCGCCCGUACGAGUUUCCAAGCCGACCACAAUUUCGCAAUAUAAUUUAGACCUAACUGCGAACAAAAUUGAGGAGCUUUUGGAUGCACGUCGCGUGGGUUCGGCUUUCACGUGGUCGCGGGGUGCGAUUCUGACCGUGAGGGACGUGCCUGGGACCGAGCAGGCGGCGCACCAGCUCAGCCAAAGGGUGGAAACUUCGUUUGCCAGGACAAUAAGCGACAUGGAGCGGAGGCUGGGGAGUGGAAACGCGAACGCCAUGCUGCAGAUGCUGGACGGCGAAAAGUUUUCGCUUCUGCAACACGAGCCGUUACCCUUGUCCACCAUCGCCGCUGCCUUGGACGCCUUCAGCGAGAGAAUAAGCACGGCAAUAAAUAGCAGAGCCCCGAAGGUGAUUCCCCGGAGAUUUAUGGCGAGCGUUCCUAGCCCACCGACAUGGCCCAAUCCGCGCCGCAAAAGACAAGAAGAAUCUGAUGAGCAGAACAAUGUCGGCUUGCAAGAGGUGUCCAAAAGUGUGUGCGAGGCGGAAGAGGCCAUUUUUCGGCUCAACAGCAGUGACAGAGCAGAGGCAGCGUCUUUAUUAGGCCACCGACUGGGCUCCUUUUUGCGCUCCCUCUGCGCCGGCCCCUCGGGGACGACGCUGAGAGCCCGACUUGUGACGCUGGCCACCGCCGCUCUGCCUCAAGAUCAGCGCCUACGCGUGCCUCUGCCCCGCAAUCACGCCGCUGACGGCCAGAUUAAUAGCGACCAGCGUGAAGAAGAUGAGGAAGAAUCGGCGGCUUAUGUUCAAGUUUUUGACGUCAACUCAGAAACGGAAACGGAUGAGGCUGAGGCUGAGGCUGAGGAGGCCUGCCUCGGAGUGACUCUCACUGCCGACGUUAACGUGGCCAACGUGUCUGCCGCCGACAACUCGCGGACGGCAGUCGUGCUGCAAGUGUACGAAUUCCAGCACCGUGGACGCCCCAACGCUCGAGAGCUGCACAUCGACAUUCCGCUAGAUGCUACCACCGAUGAUCCACGCCAAAUUUGGAUGUGCGCCCGGUGGAAUGUAGACGAUCCGGUGGGCCAGUGGCUGACUAAUGAGUGCCAAAGCCUUUCAACACAGCCGGCUCGCCUGACGUGCCUUUGUCCUUUGCAAAGUGGUUCCUACAGUGCGGUGCUCACCACCGUGCACGUGGACGAGCCGGAAAACGAACAGCCGCACGCUGCCCACGAGCAAAUCCAUCAGCAGGUUGACGGCCCACCGGGCGAAACCACCACCCGAGCCGCCGCUGACGAGAGCGUGCGAACGAGCCAGACGGAGAAAUUGCACCUCGACGAGGCCGACAAACAAGACUUCCUUCAGCACUUGGUGUUUAUGCAGAAUGAGGACAAGCGGCCGAGUCCAAUUUUUGAGGUGCCCCAGAAGCCGGAAGGGCCGCACUCGCAGCGGCUCUCCUCCAAUUUAAUAACCUUCACUGUGCAGUCCGAUUUGGUGGCAGCGGCGCAGUUUCAGCCCACAAGCGAUCUGGAAGCGAGGAUAAAAAAGCAAAUGGCCAAGCAGUUGAAUCUUCCAGAACUCAUGAUCGCCGAAUGCACGGCAGAAAGAGGUACGAUCUCGGUCCGAUUCUCGCACCCCAGAGAAGAAAUAGUUAAUCGUGCCGUGAAGGACUUGGUGCGUCUGUUGAAGUUAGGCCGGCUCGACCUGAAGGGCCUGGACAACGAGCGUUUGCGGAUCCCCCCGCAGGCUGUGCCAGGGUACCAAUUCGAGGAGGGAGGUAAUAGUUUCACUCCAGGGCCCUCGGGACCAGUGACUGACACGGGCACAACCUCGACGUCCACAUUCCUUCCUCCGACAACCAGAAGUACGUUCACUUUCCCUCCUGAAACUCCCCCACCCACUAUCCCCACGACAACGACUGAAACCACAACCACCCCUACCACAACAGCCGAAACCAUAACCACUCCUUCCACUACCAUGCCCACUACCACGACCGAGUCGACAACACCUUCAACCACAACCGAAAUGACAACCACAACCUCAACCACAACUCCUUCUCCAACCAUUCCUUCGACAGUAAUGACCACGACGACGUCUACAACCAACAAUCAAAAUCCAGCUGGUGGACCUGAUCCUAAGCCUGGUUUUCUGCCAGGAGCGGACACCACCGUUGCUGGUCCUGAGUCCACCUCCACUACCACCACGCAGAGAAACGUUGCCGGGGACGCUGAGUGGGUCGAAGCUGAUGUUUAUGAUGAAAACCUCAUCAAGGCGGAUCAAAACAUGAUGUACGGUGUGUACGCUGGAGCUGGUGUCUCAGUGUUGAUCCUGUUGGUCGUGAUAUUGAAAUCGUGCAUCGACCUCUGCAUGGGCAAGCCAGCCGACUGGGGCGACCUGCCGGGGAACGGACAAGAAAUUCCCGGCGAAAAGAUGCGGAAGACGGCAGCAGACGACGCGCCUUUGUACAGGCCGAUUCAAUACCCAGACGAGAUCCAGGCCGCUCUUGCCCAAGUCAACAGCAGCAUUUCAGUACAACUCGGGCAAACAGCUCUAACUGGUUCAGAAUAUGAUCCAGCGGAAUAUAUUGAUUCGACUCUACCUGGGCGGCCCUAUCGCGUGCAAUAAAUCCCGAAAAAGAGAGGAGAUGAGGCCGGUAGGACGCAAUAUAUCUCGCCGUCGCAAACACACACACCAAACUCCGAAGAAGAAGAAGGAAAUCCUCUCGCUGCCGGCCUAAUGCGAUAUGACUAACGAUUUUCCCCGGCGAUCGACUGGCUGCUUUAAUGAAAUACCAUAUAUCAAAGCGGGCAGUCGCUUUAUUCACCUUUAUACCCAGCGAGAGGCAGCCAUCGGACACGCGAGAAACUCCCUGAAUUUGAUGAACUGUGUGGAUGUGUCGACGGACAGCAGCAUUGCUACACACUCUUUUAUUGUUUUACGACCCGGAGCUGCGUGUGUUGGUGUCAAAAAGUGAGAGAAAAAUAUCAUUAAUACGUAGAAAAUACCUGCCACGCAGCAAAGUUUGUACGUGUAGUACGUGGCCGCCGGCAAAUCGGUGAAUUUUAUUGCUGGCCGGACCGUCCAGCGCUUCUGGCGACGAUGGUAGGUGCGGCCCUCUUCUAAUUUCAUCGCCCGUCAAAACGUCCAAAAAAGUAUAGUGAGACUGUUUUUAUUAAAAAAGAUCGUUUCACUAAAAAAAAGCACCUAUGCUAUUUUUUGUUUCCUCGCACCCCUAUAUCUACAUGUCGAUGGAUAUACGGAUGUUGAUGUACAAGGACACAACAAAGAACAGGGAUCACGAGUUUUAGGCUUAUGAGAGCCAGUCGACGGGACAACGUUUUGUCUAUAAUUAAUACUCAUAGAGGUCUCAGCCAGCCACGCUGCGCCGCGCCAGCCGGCAAAUUUUGGGUUACGUGGGCAGCCAGCAGCCACCGUGAAUCUGGCUAAGCUGCGCCAGCCACGCCAGCCGCCGGGGAAAAAGAGUCAAAAAUUAAAAAGUGCAGCAGAAAAAUGUCUUCGGGCCGCUAACAAUAAGCAUGAUCAAACUUCACGUAUAAAAUGUUGUCAACCGCGCCAGCCGCCGGUAACAAUGGCCAGCCACCGCUGCCGGGCAUAAAAUUUGACUAAUCCGGUCAUCCCUCCAGCCGCCGCCUUAAAUCUCGCGGCUGAGACCUCUAUUUAUUCAUUAUUUUCACUGCAAUGUAAUUUGAAAGAACAUGUAAUAAUUACGAUAGUUACUAAAAAUGCUUAAAUAUUGAAAUGAUUUUACGAGUUAAUUACCCCUCCAAUUGUUUUUAAUAGAGCAGUGAGUAGUAAAACCCAAAACUUUGAUUUAAUCCUUUUGAAAUGUUAAAUAAUUGUAAUGCUUCAAUCGGAAAUUAAUUGGAUGUAAGUCCAGCAAGAUAAACAAUGUAGACAUGUCAAUCGAAUACAAAAACGCUGAGCAAAACCCA
Molecule: messenger RNA, 8302 nt
Organism: Cloeon dipterum
Lineage: Eukaryota; Metazoa; Arthropoda; Insecta; Ephemeroptera; Baetidae
Exons: 32
Coding region: 192-6974 (2260 amino acids)
Source: RefSeq, a predicted model, not a curated record